Molecule: messenger RNA, 1489 nt
Organism: Ipomoea triloba (trilobed morning glory)
Lineage: Eukaryota; Viridiplantae; Streptophyta; Magnoliopsida; Solanales; Convolvulaceae
Product: calcium uniporter protein 6, mitochondrial-like
Exons: 2
Coding region: 246-1193 (315 amino acids)
Biological process (GO): calcium import into the mitochondrion; mitochondrial calcium ion homeostasis
Cellular component (GO): mitochondrial inner membrane; uniplex complex
Molecular function (GO): uniporter activity; calcium channel activity
Source: RefSeq, a predicted model, not a curated record
UGAUUCGUUGUAACUAACUCCGUUUUGACGGUCGUUAGCCCACCCGUCAUCAUCGUGAUCUCUGCUCUCUCUUCACCUAUCAUCUUUUUUUUCCCUAAUUUCUGAACUUCUGCGUUCAUCUUUCCAAAUUUAAAACUGAGUUUAAUCAUGGCGCACGACAUAAUCUAGAUGUGCUAAGUAUUUUAAUACUAAAUAGUUUUUACUGCUUGCUUAGUGCUAAUAUUCGUUUUAGAUUUUUGGAAAAAAUGUGGAGGACUCCGUUUAUUUUGCUGAGACAUCGCGCGGCGGCUGCGGCGCGGAUUAGGCCGGCGGAGGUGAGCAGGUGGUUAAGGCCGUGUUUGGAUGGGAGUGGAGGUAAUCGGGGAGAUGGAUGUUUCUGCGAUUUUAGAUUGACGGCGGCGAGUUAUUGUAGCUCCGCGGCGGCCGGAGGGAGAGGGGAUGAUAAGGGCGAGGGGAGAGGGAAUGCGGAGCUGGUUUCGGAGGCGGAGGUGAAGAGGCUUAUGAGAUUGGUGAAUGUGGAGGCGUUGAAGAAGAAGCUAGGGAUGGGGAAUAAGGAGGUGAUUGAAUACUCGGAGCUUCUGCAAGCUUGCGAGGGUAUGGGAAUCGCUAAGUCUCCCGAUGAGGCUGCCGCCUUUGCUCGUGUUCUGGAUGAAGCUGGUGUCGUCUUGCUCUUCCGUGAUAAAGUCCAUCUCCACCCUGAUCGGGUAAUUGAUCAGAUUAGGAAAGCAGUGCCCAUGGCACUUCUACCUGAAGAUGACUCCUCCAUAGAAGAGCUAAAGAAGAUGCAGGAAAGAAUGGAUGAGCUCGACAAGCUUGCACACAGGCAGGUUCGUCGCAUCCUAUGGACAGGUCUGGGGGGUGCUGUUCUACUGGUUGGGCUUUUCUUUCGCCUUACAUUCUGGGAAUUCUCUUGGGACGUUAUGGAGCCAAUUGCGUUCUUCACUACAACAGCCGGGAUAGUCAUGGGGUAUACUUACUUCCUAUUCACAUCAAGAGACCCAACCUACCAAGAUUUAUUGAAGAGGCUCUACCUUGCGAAGCAGAAGAAGCUCAUGAAGAAGUACAAUUUUGACAUCCACGGGUUUGUGGAGUUACAGAAGAAAUGCAAGUUACCGCUGGAUGGACCUACAUCUAUUAAGCGACAGAUAGGCAUCGAGCUGGAGGAACUUCUACACGACAUGAAAAGGCAUUGAUGUAUUGCUUUUACAGUAUUACAUCUUAUUGCAUAAUAUUUAUAUGCGCCCUUCAACUACCAAGCCCAUCGUUUUUCCUGGGCAUGGAGUUGUUUUUCUAUUAUUACAGGGCUUCUUCUAGCCAACUUUCAAUGACCAGAUUCCAGGAAUUAUUGUGCAUUUACAAUUCUGGUUGGUUAUAAUUCUAAUCCUUGUUUCCUUGAGCUUCCAACUCUUUAGCUAUUACUGGCCUAUUCCUAAGAUUAGCAUAGACAUCUGAUGAAUUUCCUGAACAUUUUGGUAGAAUAUUGUUUGCA